GUUCUAGAUUGCUUUCUUCCAGUGCUCCGACGAUUUUCGAAUGAGAACUAGAAAACAUGCGCUCGUGGCUAUUCGUGGUUUCCGUCGCAUAUUGUCUAUGUUUAGCGCGUAAGUACUUGACGUUAUUUUUUACUAUAUGGUGAGAACUGUAAACUGUAUUUGGUAUAUGACUUUGUAUGCGCGCUUUUAAGGCCAUGACACACCGGACGCGAUUUGACAACUCUGCGCGAUUUUUCGAUUUUCACUGACCGAUAACUUUGAUCCUGCGCUAUAACAUUUUGAGGUCUUUGAUCUAGAUUUCUUUUCAAAUUUCCUUCCAUUGGCUGUUUUAUUAACUUUCAAAAACUGAACAAUCGCGCCGCGUUAUCGAAUCGCGUCCGGUGUGUCUUGGCCUUUAUAUGAAACGUGCUGACUGUUUGCGCGUUUUCUGUCUUCUUGAAUCUAGAUGCGCAAUUCAUAAAAUCUCUAUCGAGUCGGUUUCUGAUUUUUCCCAACUGUGGCGCUGUUGGAAAAUUCAGGCGAAUUCUUUGGCGUCAUAUUUAUCAUGAAAACAUUUCAAUUUCUUUAUUGAACGAUAAGAUGAAAUCCUAAGUUUGCAUGCAUUACUGUAUUUCCUGUGUUGAUUUUCCCGCGAUUAAUUAUCUGAUCGAUAUAGAACUAAGUUUUCAGAUAAACGCACGUAGGCCCACCACGUCUUGCCAUGUUGGCGUUUGUAACGGUGUCUGUCGAAGAAAAAAGUAAUGCUUUUACAUGACUUGGCGCUUGCAAAAUCGAUUUGUCACUUUCCAAUAACAUAUAGUCAGUUUCAAUACUUGUCCUUCCAAGAAUCGACUAUAGAUUUCGCCACUCGGUAGACUUUAUAAAUAUGAGGCUACAUAUAAUUGUGGAAAACAUGCAUUUCACAGCAUGAACUUGGCCUGUUUGUAACGUGAUAUUUUGUUUAUUAAUUGUUGAUGGGAUUUUCAGAUGGAAAUUUCGAGUGGAAUUUUUUAUACAUUUAUAUUCGGACCUAACCAAGAGCAGUUGCGAAAAUUGCAAUGAAAUUUAGCACGCUUGAGUUGUGCUGUUACGUCGCAAGGCUAUUCAAGAAUACAUGUCCGCGCGUACUGGCAGGCGAAUUUACACAAUUUACAACAAGGUGUACCCAUUUAUUGAUCAACAACUACUUACUGGAUCAAUAUUUAUCGACCUCAAAAAAGCAUUGGACGUGUCAAUCAUGAUUAUUUGCUUUACAAACCAAACCACUGUGGUUUGUGCAUGGUGUACGAAAUAAUAGUUUAGAUUGGUUUCGUGAAUAUUUGACUUCAUGAACACAAAAGAUACAUAGUACUCCGGAAUAUACUGUAUAUCCAGCACUUCAAGCGUGAAUCACAGAGUACCACAAGGACCUAUCCUUUGACCAUUUUUUAUCAAUAGACAACUUACCUCCAGGCGGAUAAAUGCUCUAAAGUAUGUGCGGAUGAUACUGUUGUUUAAUUCUCAGCUAUCUCGAUAAAUGACAUAAAGCGCAUAGAAUGAUUUGCAAAAAAACACAUCAUGAAUGAAUGAAAAUAAAUUGAUUCUAAGCGAAACUAGAACAAAAACUCUACUUUUUGAUACAAGAUACAAGCUUGGAAAGAUCCCAACUUUACUGUCUAUUUCUAUGGUAAAACAGGUUUCAAACUUCAAAUGGCUUGGUGUAAUCUUAGAUUUCCAGUUAGACUGGAAAGAACAUACAGAAUCUUUCGAUAUCCAGGUUGCUACGAGAUUGAAGCUAUUAUCUCGCAUUAGAUCUUGUCUCACUCCUGGCCCGCUUCUAUCUUUAAUACUAUCCUGAGCACCUUAUAGACAGCUCGAUGAUACAUUAUAGCAUGCCUACUUAUUUAUGUAACUCAUGCAUGGUAAUCAUAAGCUUAGCAAAUUUUACGUUUAAAUUUUGUAUUUCAUAUGGGUAUAUACAGUACUGAUUCGUGACCUAAAGCAUUUUAUUAAUUUUGCUCCCUAUGUCCUAUAUAGCCCCAGAAACAACACAAGUUCCAGUUAACACUGUGUCAAUACAAGGCUUGCCUGAUGUUGUAACAACGGAAGCACCAACAUCUACCACUGGAAUCGGUAAACUUGAUCUUUUACUUUGUUUUUUGUUAAUAUGUCAAUAAAUAUGCGAGUAUUUCACUAAGGAGAUAAAUUAGCGCACAUAUUCUAAUUUAGCUCCUGGUUCCUGGCGUUUAAUUUAAGACGUGCUGUAACCUUACGGUUUAUUUUUUUAUAAUUUCUUGACAAUAUUUCAGCAGUUAUUAAUUACCAUCUCGAUGUCACAAUUGUGAACCAUUGCCAAAAAAAUGUCAUAAUUAUCAUGACCUUUCCUGGUCGAGCACAUCAGCGAUUUGUGAUUCCUGUUGGUGGAAGUUAUCCAAUCAAAUCAACACCUUCUACACGUCAACAAAUAGUCAUCACAGCAUAUGAUGCAGAAACGUUUAUUCCAGUCAUGAUAAACGGCAAGAGCGCAGUUUUUGUAUUUCCAAGUGUUACACCAGUCAGUCUUAACUACUAUAUUUCUUCAGGUGAGUUAGAGCAUGGACAACACUUGAAUAACCUUUGUUUAUACCUAAUUUUCCACUCCGGCUGCAUGGGUAACUCGCAUAGUUACAGAAUUCAUAGAGAUAGUCUAAUCUUCGCGAGUUACCCGGUUCGAGUCGGCCCUUCUCGAUUAGACCUUAUGCAUAAUGACGUCACAAGGCUUAAUGCCCUCGAGAAACACUGGUCUUAAUAGUCAUCGUCCACGAAAAUUAAACAAUUCAAAAUGGCCACUAUCGAAAUUUUCCCUAGCGAUGACUACUAAGACCAGCAUUUCUCGCGGGCAUCACGCCUUGUGACGUCAUUAUGCAUAUGGUCUAUUCAUGCACUGGAACAAGUUAGCAAAAUAUUAUUUUUAUAAUUGAAAUAAAUCAUUAUUUUCAUAAUUGAAAUCCGUAGCUACCUCUGUUCUAACUUAUCCUUUUUGUAAACUGGGAGUGAAGUGCUUAGCCUUUCACCUCUAAGGUCGCAGGUUCAAAUCUCAGUGAGAACUUUCUCAAUGCGACUCGAACCCAGUCCUCAUGUGAAAAGAGUAAAAGUCAACGCUCUGCCGAACGUCGUGGGUUUUCUCCGGGUACUCCGAUUUCCUCCCACAGGGAAAGUUGACAGGGUGAGUUAGGUAAAAGGGCCCUGCACAAUAAUUGGCACAUGCUGUUGUGUUGAAGCUAAAUAAAUAAAUAAACAAAAAAACCUGCGCAUACCCGUUAUCCAAAGAUCUGCAUUGCCGGACAGCGAUGUAAAAAACAGGCAUUAGCCAAAUUUGUGUAUUCUUAUGAACAAAUUUUAUGCAAGAAUUCCAAGGAAUAUUCAUUGUUUUUAGACAUUACAGUGUUAGCGGAGACUUACGGUACCUUCUUUUAUAUCAUUGCUUUCAUUUCCAACGCAAUUAGCUCGAACUCAUUCUGUUUCAACACAAGUUUCAUCUGAUGCUGUGUCAACACAAGGCUCAACUGAUGCUCUAAAAACACAAGCUGCAACUGAUGCUGUAACAACGGAAUCACCAACCUCUACAACUGGAAUAGGUAAACUUGAUCGGUUACUUCAUUUUUAUUCAUUGAGUUGAAAAGACGAUGACGUACCACAACAGUACAUGUACAGUAUAUGUUAAGAUUGAAACCUGUAGAUUGCCUUUUAUCUGCACACACAUGCCCGUUAAAUUUGAAACCAUUGUAUUAGUUACAUUUGUGGUUGUGCCAAUAUUUAGUUAAAAGUUCUCAAUUAAUGUUAAUAAAUAUACGAGUAUUUCGUUAUGAAAAUCAUUACCAGAAAUUUGGGACAUUUGCAUCCUCGUUAAUUACAUAAUAAUUGAAAUUCACAAAAAAAUUACUUUUGACCUUCAUGGCAAUUGCAUGGUCAUGCUAUGCUAAUAAACGUGUACCAAAUUAGUUUAAAGACAAUGGUUUCUAUAGGUUUGAAUAACACAAUAAUUUAAUAUUUUGCAUUGCAUACCACUGUACCCUUCGACUGCCCAAAAGAGCAAGAAAAGAUGAACAUUGAGUGGCUUUUGGAACCGAGAACCAUGCAGAGAACCGAGAACCACGCUCGGGAACCGUGCAGAGCUAGAAGUUUAUAGUGCACGUUUUUGGCUUGAUCAUGUAGCUAAGAUACACAUGGGAAGAAAAAUAAGCAAUAACUGGCUUUGUAGUUCCUAUUGUGACUUAUGCGCACGCACACAGUCAUCUUGUCUCGAAUUUCUGGUAAUGUAAAUUAUCGUCCACUUUCUAAUUUAGCUCCUCUCCCUAAGUGAUGCUAAACUUAAUUUUUGUUCCUGGCAUUUAAUUUGAGUCGAAAGAUACAUUUUGUUUGAAAGAUACAUUGUGCAUUUUAGCUACUUGAAUACGGACCUGCAUUCGAUUCUGUAUUGUUUUCAAACAUUUAAACUUCAAGUAUUUAAGACGUGCUGUAACGUACAAUUUAAUUUUUUUUAUAACUUUUUGACAAUAUUUCAGUUAUUAUUUACCAUCUGGAUGUCACAAUUGUGAACCGUUACGGAAAAGAUGUCAUAAUUCUCGUAACACUUCCUGGUCGAGCAGCUCAGCGAUUUGUGAUUCCUGUUGGUGGAAGUUAUCCAAUCAAAUCGACAUUUUCUACACGUCAACAAACAGUCGUCACAGCAUAUGAUGCAGCAACGUUUAUUCCGGUCAUGAUAGAUGACAAGACCGCAGUUUUUGUAUUUCCAAGUAUUACACCAGUCAGUCGUAUCUACUAUAUUCCUUCAGGUGAGUUACAGCAUGGGCAAUGUGGUAAUAUUUAUUGUUUUCAGACAUUUCAGAUUUAGCGGAAAUUUACUGUACCUUAUUUUAUAUCAUUGCUUUCGACCCCAACCCAUUACCUCCAACUCAUUUUGUUUUAGCACAAGUUCCAAUUGAUGUUGUAUCAACACAUGCUCCAACUGAUGCUCUGUCGACACAAGGCUCAACUGAUGCUCUAAAAACACAAGCUCCGACUGAUGUUGUAACAACGGAAUCACCAACUUCUACAACUGGAAAUGGUAAAGUUGAUCUAUCACUUUGUUACUUUAUUCAUUGAUUUGAAAAGAAGAUGACCAUGCCAAGACUUAAACCUGUAGAUUGCCUUCUAUCGAUACACACAUGCCUUUAAAUCUUAGAUCGUUAAUUGUGUUACAUUUGUGGUAGUGACAAUAUUUAGUUAAAAGUUCUCAAUGAAUGAUAACAAAUAUGCGAGUAUUUCCUUAUGAAAAUAAAUUAUCGUCCACUUUCUAAUUUAGCUCCUCUCCGCAAGAAAUACUAAACUUAAUUUGGUCCCUGACAUUUAAUUUAAGUAGACGAAGGAUGUACAUUUUGGCUAUAGUGCUAACAUCUUUGACUACGGACCUGCAUUCUGCAUUUCAUGUGUCUUGAAUAACUUGGACUGCUGCUUUCAAACAUUUAAACUACGGGUAUGUAAGACGUAACGUAUGAUUGAAUCUUUUUAUGAUUUUUUGACAAUAUUUCAGUUAUUAUUUACCAUCUGGAUGUCACAAUUGUGAACCAUUACGGAAAAGGUGUCGUAAUUCUCGUAACUCUUCCUGGUCGAACAGCUCAGCGACUUGUGAUUCCUACUGGUGGAAGUUAUCCAAUCAAAUCAACUUUUUCUACAUCUCAACAAACAGUCAUCACAGCAUAUGAUGCAGCAACGUUUUAUCCAGUCAUGAUAGACGCGAAGAGCGCAGUUUUUCUAUUCCCAAGUGUUAAACCAGUCAGUCUUGUCUACUAUAUUUCUUCAGGUGAGUACCAGCAUGGACAACACGUAGCUCGCAUAAUUAUAGAAUUCAUACAGUGGAACAAAGUUAGCUAAUUAUUAUUUUAUAAUACAAACAAAAUUAUUUUCAUAAUUGCACGGGUAUGCGGGUAUGCUAUCACCUCAGGUAUUGACGAUACUGCCUUACGCAGUUAGUUAGUUAAUACUUAUUUAAAGAGAGAAAAAGUAAUGUUUGCACAGUUACCACAAAGAUAUUCUUCCGAAUGUCCCUCAUAAUAUAACUAAACAGUAUAUUGUAUACAUGACCUGUUACCAAAGCAUUGACAAAGCACAACAUGUUUGCAUAAAGCGCUGGAAAAUUCACCCACAUUUUAGUUCCAUUGGAGAAAGAACUUUUUAAGUUUUACUGUAAAAGAUGAAACCGUAUAAAUUUCCAGAGUUUUUAAAUUACGAUAGGUAAGGAAGACUUGCACCACUUUAAAGGUUUUAACGAAAGAGAACCUCGAUCAAGUCGGUCUGAGCAGACGUUGUGUUGCGAUAAAAAGCAAAGGAACAUAUUACACAGAUCAGACCCGCUGCUUUGCGGUAAGCUUUCUAAAGCAAAGGCUAGGGGAUCCAACCAUGCUUGUAGGUAACGCUAGUGGACGAUCCCUCCAGAAGCACCUUCAUUAUAUUUGUGCUUGGAAACGACUAUACUGCGGUACGCGACCGGCUUCGCUGUGUAGUAUAUAACUCAAGGUGAUUACCUCGACCCAAACGGAAGGAAGCCUUUCCGUAACUGUAGUAUACUGGUUAUAAGAAACACCACGAAUUGGAGUCUACAUGGGUAUUCCGCCAAGGACAGUUUCUAACAGUGCGAGAGCUGUUGAGCGUCUACCCGCCAUAAAAUUCGGCAGCCUCCAAACCAAUAGGCUAUUUGAGAACACAGUAUAAACCAGUGAUGCAUGGCAACACUGAGACUAGAGAGAUUUGGUAGGAAGGAACUAUGGCUGGUAGAAACGAAGGUACGAAGCUGAGCGGAGCAGUAGCGGAACGAUUUCAACGAGAAGUGUAAAUAUGUAAAAUAAGGGUACGAAAUAAAUUUGUCUUUGUCUUACUACUAGACAGUAGGAUGAAAGUGUCAGUGGAGCCGUACGUGGGGAGAAGAACAUUUUGGGUUCAGAAAUGGAAAAGGACGACAGACGCUAUGUUCAUUCCGAGACAGAUGAGGGAGAGAAAGCUGGAAUUCCAACGAGAAUUAUUGGGGCCUCCUGGAUUUGGAGAAGACGUAUGUCAAAAUGAAUAGAGAAAUGAUCCCACCAGUACUACGACAGUACCACGGUCCAGACGAACUGACAACCAUGGUGAUGGCUCUGUACACAUAUCAACAGGUGAUGGCUCUGCACAUAUCAACACCGAGCACUCAAAUGAUAACAUGCUUUUGUAAAACCAAGGCAUUGGAAGUGAAAAUGGGCUGACAUUAGGGCUAAGCUUUGAGUCCACUGUUGUACAUAAUUAAUACUGUUGGGCUACAUCAGCUAACGGUACCCAAUGCAGCGAGGACAAAAGGUAAUUUAUGUUGGUGAUAUCGGGUUGCGUAUCAAAAAAGCAGAGGAAUAACAAAAAGCAAUAAAGAAUUGGAAUAAUGAACUGCAGGGCGUGGUAUGCGGAUGAGUAAGGCAAAACGGCAGUAAUGCAAGUUUUAAGAGGACAGACAAUGCCACGAUUACAGAUUACAGUGGAUGGUCAGCAACGUAGUACUGCUGGAGACAACUGGUGAAGCUAACAACAGCCUUCAUAUACCUAGUCAGUUGGCUAUGCAGGAGUAUGGUGAUCUGGAUGGCGAGAUACAGGUAAGACUGGAGGGAACAGAAAACACAUGGAGGAAUAUUGGUGGAAUAAUAUUUGACAAACGGAUGCUAAUGAGACUGAAAACGAAGGUGUACAAGACUAUGGUAAGACCGGUAAUCCUAUAUGGCGCAGAGACUUGGGCAGUGAAAGAAGAACAAGUGAAGAAACUGGAGGUAGUGGAGGUGAGAUAUUUACGAGCUAUUAAAGAAGUAACGAGAAGAGAGAGAGAAUGAGAAACGAAGAAACAAGGAAGGAAUUGAACGUGGCGGAACUGAGAGAGAAGAUACUAGAAACUAGACUAAGACGGUAUGGCCACAUGAAGAGAAUGGAAGGAAAUGAGUUUGUCAAAUUGGCUGCCGAGCAUAGGGAGGAAGAAAGGACGACUGGGGAAUCGGCGGAUGGGUUGUGUGCAAGAUGAUGGUAGAGUGGUGAAUCUGGAUAAGUUGACGACAUAAUACAGGGAAAUAGUGUGCAGGCGACCUUGACUCCCCUUGAUGGGACAAAGGGGAUGAUGGUAAUGGAUUAUAAUGCAUGGCUACCAAGUAAACGCGCAUGCACGUUACCCUAAGUUACUGCAUUGGCAUGGGUAACUGUGCUAAAAACAAGCAUGGGUAGCUGUACUAAAUUUGUGUAUUUAUUUGUGUAUUAUAUGAACGAAUUCCAAGUAAUGUUUAUUAUUUUUAUACAUUUCAGAGUUAGCAGAAACUUACUGUACCUUAUUUUAUAUCAUUACUUUCAUCUCCAACACAAGCUCCAACUGAUGCUGCUGCGUCAACACAACCACCAACCCAUUCUGUUUCAACUGAAGGACCAACGGAUGUUGUGUCAACACAAGGCUCAACUGAUGUUGUAACAACGGAAUCACCAACUUCUACAACUGGGAUCGGUAAAGUUGAUCUUUUACUUUGUUUUUGUUUUUGUUCAUUGUAUUGAAAAAAAGAUGACUAUGUGAAAACUGAAACCUGUAGGAUUACCUUCUAUCGACACACACACACAUGCCUUUAAAACUGAAACAAUUGUGUUACAUUGUGCUAGAACCAAUAUUUAUUGCGAGUGUGUUGUUAUGGAAAUGAAUUCUCUUUCACUUUCUAAUUAGCUCCACUCCUCAAGAUUUAAUUUUCUAAUUUAGCUCCACUCCUCCGCAUUUACGUCGAUUUUGGCUACUAUAUAACAUCGUUGACUAUAUACAGACCUGUAUUCAACCUCGUACCCAGGAUCUUUCUUUGGGAAAGACCCUGGCUGUGGCUGGUCACGUGCCUCAUCAAAAAUUUAGCGCCCGAGGGGGUGUGGGGAAAGUAUCAAAUUACAUCAACAUGCUUCCAGUCGGAUAUUCGUUAAAAACAUAAAUUUUGUGAAUUAUUACGUUCAAAAUACUUGCUAAGUUUUGUUUAUUUUCUUUGCUUUGAAUUUACAAGAACAUUCUUACUUAUAGCCAAGUCAAAGAAACCAAGCAAAUCGUUACUCGCAGUGCUCGAGUCUCGUGUUGUUUAAAUACUCAAUGCAUGUUCUGUUCACACUCGAGCACGAUUAUAACAAACGUUUAUUGUAAUGUUUUUAAAAUACGCCAUUACAUUCGUCCAUUCUUGUAAAUGUUGAUACGCUUUGCACCGAUUCACUUGUUACUACGCGUCUUGUUUAUAAGAUUUUUAAAAGAAACAGUAUUGUCUAGGACUGGCCCAAUAUUAGCAAAUGUAAAUAUUUGAUAAUAGACACAAUAGCCGAACAGAGAAAUGUCCAUAAGCAUAGAGGAAAUUUCAUUCAUUGAUUUAUCUGGAUUUAGUACAUAAUUUGUAUUCGGUAAUUAUAGUAAGACUUUAGCCUUUUUCUUGGUCUCUAUUAAUCAUUAUAUUAUGUUAACAUACUAUAAUCUAUAUCACAAAUUUACAGUGUCAGAUGCGCACACCGUCAUUGGCGUCAUACGAAUAGACAUAAAUUUUCGAGUUUUCUACUUCUACUAACAUUUCAUUGUGAAUCACCUGUUUAUCUCUAAUUCAUUAAUCAUUUGCUACUUAUAUUUAUUUGAUAGUGUCAUAUAGUGAAUAAUGCGUUUACACACAAGCAAUCCUGGAUAUGAUAGACGAUGCAAGCUGUCCAUUAAAAAAUAACGGUAUUCUAUUUCACAGAGCAAAAAUUUAAAUCUCACUUGUAUUAUUAAGAAUGCAUAUAAAGCAAAAAAAAUAAAAAAUUAUAGCUUAUUUAUGUCAAAACGAAAGCUGUUUAAAAAUUUAUAAAGGUGGUGAACACUACUAAAGAGUGCUUAUUGAAAGACAUGUAUUAUAUAGUGACAUAUAAUUUGUCGUUUGACUUAUCUUUGGUGUAUGAUUUUAAUACCGUAGAUUUUCAACAGACAACUAUACUUUGACAUAUACCAUGAUCGUUGGUUUCAGCAAUGCCAAGGGCCAAUUUUAUAGUCUUUUGACGGGCUUUAAGUUUUUUUGAUAAGGCCUUUAUAUAGAUCAACAAAUAUCUGGAUACAGUUGGCGUCUUGGCGAUAUUUCGGAAAUCAAAAGAUCUCGAUAUUUCGUUGCAAAUAUUCCACAUCUCAUCAAUAAAUAAAUUCUUUUGGUCCGAGUAUCAGGAUAGACUUUAAUACUAAAUAAAUAACAACCACACUGUUCAGUCUGGAGAUAUAUAUUUUCUUGUAGGUUUAAUAUUGCCACGCUGCACAAGCGGCAAGCCGCCGCAAGCGUGCUUUCUUUGGCAAGUCUAUAAUGAAAUCUGAUCCAACUUGUUUGAAUUGUAACUCGACACCAGAUUAUAGAGUAGAACGUCACGAUAUAAAUAUUAAUUUAAUAAGAGUUCUCUUUACGAUUUCUUGUUGCAAAUUUACAGUAAAUUUCAUCACCCAAAGUUGCAAUUUUAAAACGCUACAAACACGCUCCUUUCCCACCCUUCUCACAGUUACAAUUAAAUUUACCUCCCAGAAUCUGGGAGGCACGUGACCAGCCGCAGCCAGGGUCUCUCCCAGAUGACAGAAGGAGAGACCCUGGGAACGAGGUUGACCUGUAUUCUGCAUGAAAACAUUCAUGUGACUUGAAUAACUUGCACUAUUGCUUUCAAACAUUUGAACUUUAAAUACUCAUGACGUGCUGUAACGUACGAUUUAAUUUUUUGCAUAAUUUUGUUGCAAUAUUUCAGUUAUUAUUUACCAUCUGGAUGUCACGAUUGUGAACCGUUACCAAAAAAAUGUUAUAAUUGUCAUGACCUUCCCUGGUCGAGCACAUCAACGAUUUGUGAUUCCUGUUGGUGGACGUUAUCCGAUCAAAUCAACACUUUCUACACGUCAACAAAUAGUCAUCACAGCAUAUGAUGCAGAAACGUUUAUUCCAGUUAUGAUAAACGGCAAGAGCGCAGUUUUUGUAUUCCCAAGUGUUACACCAGUCAGUCUUAUCUACAAUAUUCCUUCAGGUGAGUUACAGCAUGGACAACACUUGAAUAACCUUUGUUUAUACCACUCUUGAUAACUCGCAUAGCUGUAGAAUUCAUACAGUAGAACAAAGUUAGCUAAUUAUUUUUUGUAAUAUGAGAAAUAAACCAUUUUUUUCAUAAUACUGUAGCAAUGCGUAGCUACCUCUGUUCUAAUUUAUAGUUUUGCGAUAUUAACUUAAAAGCAAGCAUUAGCUAGCCAAAUUUAUGUAGUAUGAAGAAAUUUUAUGAAAGAAUUCCAAGUAAUAGUUAUGGUUUUUUUUACAUUUCACUAGUGUUCGCGGAAACUUACUGUACAGCUGUCUGUACCUUAUUUUAUACCAUUGCUUUCUUCUCCAUUCUCCAACAGAAACACCAACUGCUGUUCUGUCAACACAAGCUCCAAUUGAAGCUGUGUCAAGACAAAGCUUAACUUCUGCUGUAAUAACACAAGCUCCAACUGAUGUCAGUGCAACAACGGAAUCACCCACUUCUCUUUCUGGAAUCGGUAAACUUGAUCUGUCAUUUGUUGUUGUUUUGUU
Molecule: messenger RNA, 11531 nt
Organism: Paramuricea clavata
Lineage: Eukaryota; Metazoa; Cnidaria; Anthozoa; Malacalcyonacea; Plexauridae
Source: the annotation of a GenBank genome assembly